AUGGAGUCAGCCAUUCUCCUUUCUCAGGUUUCACCCUUUCCUGAAAGUGCAACAGCGCACGCAGUUGACUGCGUUGAGGCGCUUCAGCGGCAACGUCAAGCCAUCACCGACGAGGUGGAAAAAUCCUUUGCGACCUGCACGGUGACCACAGACCGCAAAAAUAAUUCAAAAGAGGAAGUACUCCGAUCGGCGGAGGACAAGGGAGAUCUUUCCCCUCCCCCUCCUUGUCGGAUGAAUUUCUUGAAGCUGCAUGCGAUGCAUCGCCGGCGGUUGUAUCUGCAAUACGCCGAGCAGUUUUCCCAUCUCUCGGACUCGCAUCAAUUUUACAAGCUUUUUAUGUGGUGCCAUCAUCAUCACCUUUUUAUUCACCCCAGCGUGAGGGUGGUACGCAGCCGCUCGGAGUUCCGAGAUCACGUUUUUUUCGUUUCGGAGGACGUACCACGUCUGACUCCACUCUUGGCGAUUCCAGAACACCUGACUAUUGGUUUUAAAGACGCCAAUGACGAUACGGCAGAUAGUCAAAAUAACCUGCAUGAUGCUCAACGGAUUAGGGAAUUUCAUACCCUCAAUAGUGGUGGAUCGGCCUCUGAGAAUGAUACUUGUCAAUUUUUUUUCAAUUCCUUGGGGAUGCUUGUUUCAGAUCUGGUGACGGCAAAAAACAGCCCGUUGAGCGAUCCACGCUGCUGCUUCGCGGAGCAGCUUUCAAAAACGCGCACGCUACAAAACGCACCAUAUUUUGAGGAUGAUGUUGUCUUUAGCCCGGUCGAGCCCUGUCUGGCGGAUGUGUUACUGCAAAUGAUUCGAAAUUAUAUCAGGGGAGGCCCGUUGGUCAAUAAGAUCCCCAUGCAAGAGUUGCAGUGGGCAGUAAGCAUUUGCUUAUCACACUCGACACCUCUGUGUAUCGACUCCGUGCGGUCGAUUGGAAUCCUCCCCAUCAUCCACGCGUUUCCCCAUGGAGGUGAAAAGACAAACUCCUACCUCGUCACUCGCACCUCGCGCAGUGGAGCUUCGGCGAAGAUGUCAGCUUUUUUUCGUCACGAAUUCGGGUAUGAUUUUGAUUCCAUCCACGACGGAAAAUGGAUUUACUUGCUCUCUGAUAGGCCACUUAAAGCCGGGGAGGAGAUCCACGUGCAAGCGAUGGCUCCGAUAUGUGGUAGGGACGACAUAGAGGCGCAGCAAAUCUGGCGUCUUAGCUGCGGCAGUACUCCUUCAAGCUACAAAAGUACCGCCGUGGUUGCGAAAUGUCAGGCGAAGUUGACAGCGGAUAUUCUAUCCCUUGGUGAGAAGUACUUAACUCAGGAACGGGGGGGUUGUUGA
This is a messenger RNA of Phytomonas sp. Hart1, 1317 nucleotides long. The record is from the annotation of a GenBank genome assembly. Lineage: Eukaryota; Euglenozoa; Kinetoplastea; Trypanosomatida; Trypanosomatidae.